AUGUCUACCAAACCCCACAUUGGCGUCAUCGGCGCGGGCUUAUCGGGCUUACGCUGCGCCGAUAUCCUCCUCCAGAACGGUGCGCAGGUGACCAUCCUAGAAGCACGAGAUCGGAUUGGCGGGCGAGUCCAUCAAGAGGAGGUCGGAGGUCAUUCGGUGGAUCUCGGCCCAAACUGGAUCCAUGGCACCGGUGCAAACCCAAUCAUGUCGAUUGCGGAGGCGACGCAGACCGUCACGUAUGAUCCGGAGGGUCGGAAUAUCUCCAUCUCGCGUGAUGGAAAUCUUAUUGAUGAGGAGACGGCAGCCAAGGCUGCGGAGUUCAUGUGGGCCACUAUCGAAGAGGCCUUCCAGUAUAGCAAUCAGCACGGGGAUACGAUCCCGCCCGAGCGAAGCUUGUAUGAUUUCUUUCAAGAGAAGCUUGAGCAGACCCAGUUCUCCCAAGAGGAGAAACAGAUUUGUCUGGACUCUUGCAAGUUCUGGGGCACCUAUGUGGGUGAUCCUAUUGAGCGGCAGAGCUUGAAAUUCUUCUACCUGGAGGAAUGCAUCGAUGGAAAUAAUUACUUCGUCGCCUCGACCUACAAACGUAUUCUGGAGCAUGUCUCCAAGACGGCGCUAUCGCAGGCUGAUAUUCGAUUCCAGCAGCCCGUCGUGAGCAUCUAUGCUCCACCGCGCGACGGCGAGCACGCUCAGCACCAGGUCACCGUAAGCACUGCUACAGGUGAGCGCUACAGCUUCGACGAAGUCGUUAUUACCUGCCCCUUAGGCUGGCUAAAACGCAACACGGGUGCAUUCUCCCCGGCCCUGCCAGGCCGGCUGCUUGAAGCCAUCACGAGCAUAUCCUACGGCCGGUUAGAGAAGGUCUACGUUACGUUCCCACAGGCCUUCUGGAACGCCAACCCAAGCUCAACUGCCAACGGGCAGCACACUGGCGCAACGAAAGGGUCUACUUCCGCCGAUGGUAAAGAUAUUGGCUCAAAUUCAAAUACCCCGGUGAAUCCCAUCUUUGCGCAAUUCCUCGAGCCAUCUUACGCUGAGCGCCCGGAUGGCCUGCCAUGGAACCAAGAAUGCCUUUCUCUCGCCGCAUUGCCAGCGUCCUGUGCCCAUCCAACUCUCCUGUUCUACACCUACGGGCCCUGCGCAACACACAUCGUUAAGCAAAUAAGGCAUUUGGCCCCCAGCUCACCAGAAUACAAACAGAUCCUUCUCGCCUUCUUAGAACCUUUCUACUCCAGGCUACCAGGAUACGAUGCUACCUCGCCAGACUGUAUUCCCACCGCAGUCAUGGCGACACGUUGGCAAGAUGACCCAUACGCCGGCCAUGGGUCGUACUGCAAUUUCCAGGUGGACUUGACGCAGGCGGACAAGGACAUCGAGGUGCUGCGUUCGGGGGCGGGCGUCGGGCCUGCGCGGGGCCUAUGGUUUGCGGGUGAGCAUACUGCCCCGUUUGUGGCGCUGGGGACGACGACGGGGGCUUAUUGGAGUGGGGAGCGGGCUGCGGUGCAAGUUUGCGAGAGUCGUGGAUUAGGCUGCGUGGGCACUGGUGUUGCGAGUAAUGACUCGAGCACUGAAUCAAUCAAUCAAUCCCUACUCUGUUAA
Molecule: messenger RNA, 1596 nt
Organism: Penicillium canariense
Lineage: Eukaryota; Fungi; Ascomycota; Eurotiomycetes; Eurotiales; Aspergillaceae
Product: flavin monoamine oxidase family protein
Exons: 4
Coding region: 1-1596 (531 amino acids)
Molecular function (GO): oxidoreductase activity
Source: RefSeq, a predicted model, not a curated record